Messenger RNA from Malus domestica (apple), 1568 nucleotides. Its product is annotated as diacylglycerol O-acyltransferase 3. The record is from RefSeq and is a predicted model, not a curated record. NCBI's taxonomy places the organism in Eukaryota, Viridiplantae, Streptophyta, Magnoliopsida, Rosales, Rosaceae.
UCGUCUCUCUCUUCCUUCCCCCCUCCCUCCCUCUCGUACAAGGAAGCUACGCAGACGCAAGCUCUGGUCUUUACGAUUUAAAACGACGAUCUCUUAAUCGAUUUCACCUGCAACGCUGCAACUGUUAAUUCUGGUAUACGGUGCGUUUUGUGGGUCUACGGUUUCCCAAUUUUCAGCAUCGUAUUUAAAGAGCCAUGGAGGCCUCCGGCGUCGUUUCCCGCCAAGUUCAGUGCUUUUCCGCUGCUAAAAUCGACAACUCCGCCCGUUCUUGUACGUCGUCGUUUAACUGCAAGCUUCGCGUUCUGGGUCGUCGUGAUUUUGGAGUUUCACUGAGAACCAGAAAGCCUCGCCGGCAUUUAAAUUCCGGGUUUAGCGACGACGGACAUUUACAGUAUUAUCAGGCGGGUCCCAUGUGCGGUGGUAUGAAGGAGAAGGCGAAGGAGAUCAAGAAGAAGGUGAAGUUGCUCAAGGGGUUGUCGAAGAACUUGGCGGCGUAUUCUCAGAUGGGUUUUGGACCGUUGGAUUCUCAAGAGGGUUUGGUCGAUCAACUUCAGGGGAAGCUGAUCUCGGAAAGUGCUGAGGAAUUAUUGCUAAAACAAUUGGAACAGCUAAGAGCAGAGGAAAAGGAAUUGAAGAAGAAGGGGAAAGAAGAGAAGGCAAGGCUUAAAGCUGAGCGGAUGAAAACCAUGGUUGACAGUGAAUCAUCAUCGUCUUCAUCGUCUGAAUCCAGUGACAGUGAGUGUGGGGAGGUGGUAGACAUGAAGCGCCUGCAAAGUGAAGUCCCGGCGCAACCAAUUGUAGAUAGUUUGCAGCCAUUUGCUCAUCAAGAAGGGGCAUUGUUGACCAUACUUAGCUCGCUAGCUACUCAUCAAGAGAACACAACUGUGGAAACUGGCAUUGAUUUUGGAAGUUCACAGAUAGAUCAAAAAGCAGAAUGCUGUAAUGGAACUAGUACUAUUUGUGGCAGUAGCGGUAGUAUUACCUUUAAUGAGUCUCUAAGUAGCGCAGUUGUCGGAGUUUCAGCGAAGAAGAUUGAGGUGUGCAUGGGAAACAAGUGCAAGAAAUCAGGAGGCGGAGCGUUGUUGGAAGAAUUCGAGAGGCAGAUGGGCGGUGAAGGAGCUGUUGUAGGGUGCAAGUGUAUGGGAAAAUGCAAAAACGGCCCUAAUGUGAGGGUUUCAACCACCGUUGGCAGGAUUCAAUCCGAAGGAAUGGAUGACUCCGUUAGAAGUCCGACGAAUCCUUUGUACAUUGGAGUUGGCCUGGAAGAUGUGAGCCUCAUUGUGGCUAAUUUAAUUGGGGACGAAAACAAGGAUUUGGACCUUGUUUCUGCAGCUUAGAUUUAGCUAUUUAAUGAUCUGCAAAGAAGGGGUAUGGCAAUAGAAUUGGUUUGUUUUUGGUGUAUAAUUUAUGUUUUAUGACUUGUAAGUUUGCAUUUUUACUGUCAUGUCCACAGGUCCUAGUUCUUUAGAACGUUUUAUCUUUCUACAAGUGUAAAUGUAAAUAGACAGAUGAUGUGUCCGCAGUCACUACUUACAAGUUAAUCACACGCCUUUCUUUUUCUAACUGUA